CCACGGCUGCAGCUGCAGGCCGGGAGGAAGGUGGGCUCCGCCUCCCCGGGCCCGGCGCAGCGAGGAGCAGCCCGGCUUGAGAUGACCAGAAGCGCUGCUGUCCAGGACGGCGGCCACCAGGGAGCGGGCCGGGGCCGAGGCUGCUCCUUGAGGAGGGCUCGGUGCCUGCAGCUGUGGUGUUUUUCCUCCACGGGAUCCUGCCUCGUUCAGCGGCCGGUUGGUGCAGAUGAAAAAUACACCAAAUUCUUUCUCAUAAUGAUUUCUCUGGGAAGCAACUGCUAUCAUUACUAUAGGCAGGUUCAAUGGUAAUGAGAGAAGAUCCACACAAUUUCAUAUAGAAGGAGAGGGCAGGAAAACCUCCACCUGGCCUUCAUUUGGAUGUUGUGAAAGGAGACAAACUUAUUGAGGUAUGAAAAUAGAUGCAAAACUGAUCAUUGAUGAGAAGAAGUAUUAUCUGUUUGGGAGAAACCCUGAUCUGUGCGAUUUUACCAUUGAUCACCAGUCCUGCUCUCGGGUCCAUGCUGCUUUGGUCUAUCACAAACAUCUUAAAAGGGUUUUCCUCAUAGAUCUUAACAGCACACAUGGUACAUUCUUGGGUCAUAUACGUUUGGAACCUCACAAACCCCAGCAGAUUCCCAUUGACUCCACGGUUUCAUUUGGUGCCUCUACACGAGCAUACACUCUACGAGAGAAGCCUCAGACACUGCCAUCAGCAGUUAAAGGAGAUGAGAAGAUGGGCGGUGAAGAUGAGGAGCUCAAAGGCUUGCUGGGCCUGCCAGAGGAAGAGACAGAGCUUGAUAACCUGACAGAGUUCAACACAGCCCAUAACAAGAGAAUUUCAACUCUUACCAUAGAAGAAGGGAACUUGGACAUCCAGAGACCAAAGAGAAAACGGAAGAACUCAAGAGUGACAUUCAGUGAUGAUGAUGAGAUAAUCAAUCCGGAGGAUGUGGACCCCUCCGUUGGGCGUUUCAGAAACAUGGUACAGACAGCAGUAGUCCCAGUUAAGAAAAAACGGAUGGAAAACUCGGGCUCACUGACCACAGAUGAAUCUUCAACACGGCGCAUGCAAAACUUCCCCUACAGUGGAGGAUUAUAUGGUGGCUUACCUCCCACCCACAAUGAGGCAGGUUCCCAGUCGCAUGGCGUUCAUGGGACAGCACUGAUUGGAGGCCUGCCCAUGCCGUACCCUAAUCUAGCCCCUGAUGUGGACUUGACUCCCGUUGUGCCAUCAACAGUUAACAUGAACCCUGCCCCGAACCCUGCUGUCUUUAAUCCUGAAGCUGUGAAUGAACCCAAGAAAAAGAAAUAUGCAAAGGAGGCCUGGCCAGGCAAGAAGCCUACCCCUUCUCUACUGAUCUGAGAUGGGCUUCGUUUGGGGGCGGGGGGUGAUGAACUCAAGAAACUGUUUGUGUGCAGUAUCGUCUUUUUUAAAUUUGUGUCCUAACUGCACGUAAUAUCCAGAACGGAAGGGUGAUUUAUCCCUUAAAGAUCUGUCUUCAGAACAUUUUUUAUAUGAAUGUAAAAAUAUAUAUCCCACCUACUUUUGAACCAAAUUGUCUAGCAGCCUUUUCUCUUUGCCAUUAAUUUAGGGAUAAACUUCAGAGUCAAUAAGCCUGGUGAGAAUAAAGGGAUAGUGUCAAGUAAUUUAGGCCUCAGACGUUUAACAUGAUCCUGCAAACACACAAGACUAGGUGUAGUGCUUAUACUGUGAGUAACUUGACUCCAGUUAUAGUAUUCAUAGUAAUUCACACUACUUCAGAAGUCAGUGCUUGCAGGGUCAAGCCUAAAUUCAAUACUUAAUCAGGUCAUUAGGAGUAAAAUUAAACAAUUACUAAAUGUAAUAAGUAGAAUAACUUUCAUUUUUACUUUUACAAAACCUUACGACAGGUUUCUGUUUGAGUGCAAGCAUUCUCUUGUUGUAUUUGCCAUCUUGAACAUGGGCACAUCUAGUGCCCUCACAAGGACUGAAGAUGUGGACAGAAAAGUAAAACUGAAACGAACUAGACAGUUUUCUCUAAACAUUCUGUUAAACCUGAAAAGCAAAUAGCAAAGAAAUGGCAAAUACCAUUGUUGUAACAGCCGUCAUAACACACAUAAGGACAUAUAUGAACCUUUCAACACAAGUAAAAUAUCCUUUUUUGUUUGUCUGUGUCUGGGAGGGGACCCUUUAAACUGACAAUCAUAGAGCAUGAGAGGCAUGACAGAGUUUGUGAAAAAUAGUCAGCAGCAUUGGAUUGUUCUCAUAGUUUCUAUGUCGUCUUUAAUAACUAAAACCAUAUGCAAUUUUCUACAUUGUUGUCCUUUUCCUUGUUAAAAAUGAGGGAUGGGUUGGGGAAAAAAGCUAGAAUAUUUCUAAAGUGAACCCAGUUUUCUGAUGAAAAUUAAGUGCAUCUGAACCAAAUCAGUUUUCCUAGUUUGGGUGUGCGGCACUCCAUGGUUUGAUAUGAGUGUUCUUUCAUUUCAAACAAAGUGGGAAUUUUGAGUUGGAUACUCCCGCUAGCCCCACAAAGCCUAGGUUCCCAAAACUGUAUGAAUGCAUUCGUAUAUUAUUUUGUAUUUUAAAUAUUUGUGGCCAGAGUCUUUGUAUCAUUUAGCAUAGCAUAGCUCAAGUACUUACUCAAAGUACUAUUUGGGGAAUUCCUCCAGGUUAUGUGCACUUAAACAUAACUAUCCUCUCCCAGAAGUCCACCAGUGCAGGUAGCUGCUUGGCAAGCUAGUAUUUUGAAAAUGUAACCGCCAUCAGAGAGACUGUUCUUUAAUGUAUCCCAUCUGGUUGUACACUCUUGUAUUCUUUUGGACGGCUGUUCCAAAAAUCAAUAUGGCUUUUGCUUCUGUAAACUACAGAAUGAAAACUUCUGUCAUGAUAUAUGUAUAAAAAUGAGCUGGUAAUCCAGGAUUGGGUUGAUGUUCCUCUCUGUUCCUCCCUCCCUCUCUCUCUCUGUUCCUCCCUCUCUGCCCCCACCC
Alligator sinensis (Chinese alligator) is the source of this 2967-nucleotide messenger RNA. It is a transcript of the gene PPP1R8, whose product is annotated as protein phosphatase 1 regulatory subunit 8. Lineage: Eukaryota; Metazoa; Chordata; Crocodylia; Alligatoridae. The transcript is spliced from 8 exons. Gene Ontology annotation, cellular component: nuclear speck. Gene Ontology annotation, molecular function: protein binding; protein serine/threonine phosphatase inhibitor activity; mRNA binding. The record is from RefSeq and is a predicted model, not a curated record. The coding region runs from base 410 to 1363 and encodes 317 amino acids.